UCUUCACUCCUCAUCUCUCUCUCUCUUUCUAUAUAUAUAUAUAUACACGCACACACACCCACACACCAAAUACACAUAUUUUAAAGUCUCCAACGGUACGAGGAGCGAGAUAUUAUUUCAAGAUAAAUACUCAUAUGUACGAUCGUACUGUGUUGACUCAUUUUUCCAAUCAAAUAUAUUCAUCGUUUAUAACUUCUUCUCGUUCCCGUUUGGGGAAAAAUGGCUGGUAAAGAGCGGCCGUUGGUGGCGACUCCUACAUGGGCCGUGGCCGUCCUUUUCUUCAUUUUGAUCGCUAUAUCGAUACUCAUCGAGCAACUCAUUCAUCAUAUUGGAUCCUGGUUGAAGAAAAAGAGAAAGCCAUCGCUAUUUGAAGCAUUGGAUAAGAUUAAAGCAGAGUUGAUGCUGCUGGGAUUCAUCUCACUACUGCUGACAGUAACGCAAGACUAUAUCGCUGAAAUUUGUGUUCCGAGAAGCGUGGGUCAUUCUUGGCAUCCUUGUAGAAAUUACGAAGGCGAUAAUGACGACUACGAUGAUCCAUGCUUGAUAAAGGGGCAAGUACAAUUUGUUUCAGCAUAUGGGAUACACCAGCUCCAUAUCUUCAUUUUUGUAUUGGCUGUUGCUCAUAUCCUCUACUGUGUUAUCACUUAUGGCUUGGGAAGGCUAAAGAUGAGGAAAUGGAAAUCAUGGGAGAAUGAAACAAAGACAAUUCAGUACCAAUACUACAAUGACCCAGAGAGAUUCAGAUUUGCAAGGGACACGUCGUUUGGACGCAGGCAUUUGCAUUUCUGGAGCAAGUCACCUCUUCUCCUCUGGAUAGUGUGUUUCUUCAGGCAAUUCUUGACAUCAGUUGCAAAAGUGGACUACCUGACACUCAGACAUGGCUUUAUAACAGCACAUUUAACACCUCAUAGCCAAGAAUCAUUCGAUUUCCACAAGUAUAUCAGCAGAUCACUUGAGGAGGAUUUCAAAGUCGUCGUCGGUAUAAGUCCUGCGAUAUGGCUCUGUGCUGUUCUGAUUCUCCUCACCAACACCAACGGGUGGUAUUCGCACUUUUGGCUACCCUUCAUCCCUUUAAUUAUAAUUCUGUUGGUAGGAGCGAAACUGCAAGUUAUCAUAACAAAAAUGGGGAUAAGAAUUCUUGAGAGGGGAGAUGUGAUAAAGGGGACCCCAGUGGUUCAACCGGGUGAUGACCUUUUCUGGUUCAACCGGCCCGGUCUGAUUCUUUUCUUGAUUCACUUAGUUCUUUUUCAGAAUGCAUUUCAACUUGCUUUCUUUGCUUGGAGUUGGUGGAAAUUUGGAUAUCCCUCUUGCUACCAUGAGAACAUUGAAGAUUUAGUCAUACGGAUCGCAAUGGGUGUCCUGAUACAAGUCCUGUGCAGCUAUGUGACUCUUCCUCUCUAUGCCUUGGUCACUCAGAUGGGCACAAACAUGAAGCCAGUCAUAUUCAGUGACCAAGUGGCAUCAGCGUUGCGGGGGUGGCACCAGACAGCCAAGAAGCAGCUGAGACAGGGGCGGCGUUCAGCCAGCACCACCCCAUUCUCCAGUCGUCCUGCCUCCCCACUGCAUGGUAGCACGUCACCAGUCUAUCUUCUCCGUGGCCACAAAGAGUAUAGCGAUAACAAUGUUGCAUCUCCGAGGGCAUCUAACUUCAGCAAUGAAGGGUGGGGCGGGGAGGGGCGAAGAUUUUAUUAG
Messenger RNA from Sesamum indicum (sesame), 1692 nucleotides. RefSeq names its product MLO-like protein 6. NCBI's taxonomy places the organism in Eukaryota, Viridiplantae, Streptophyta, Magnoliopsida, Lamiales, Pedaliaceae. The record is from RefSeq and is a predicted model, not a curated record. Gene Ontology annotation, cellular component: membrane. Gene Ontology annotation, biological process: defense response.